Molecule: messenger RNA, 1834 nt
Organism: Parasteatoda tepidariorum (common house spider)
Lineage: Eukaryota; Metazoa; Arthropoda; Arachnida; Araneae; Theridiidae
Product: ammonium transporter Rh type B-like
Biological process (GO): ammonium transmembrane transport; ammonium homeostasis
Cellular component (GO): plasma membrane
Molecular function (GO): ammonium channel activity
Source: RefSeq, a predicted model, not a curated record
AAGACAUGUUUUGAAGUUUCGAUUUCGAGAUUUUUUGGUAUCUUAUCCGCGAUAAGAGAUAUAACAAGAUAUUUCGGAAAUACAUAUUUUAAGUUGCAAAUUGCAAUCUGAAAGAGACGAAAAGCGAUGAUUUUGAGGAGGAGAAAAAGAAUUUAGAGCGAUGCUGCUAAAUGGAGUGGGGUCAAUACGGAGGCACAAGGCGAUGAGUUUGUAAAGGAAGGGGUAGUGAAGUUUUUGUAGCCGCAGCGAGUGUGUGUGAACCACGGCGAGUUUGUGAAGGCUGACAAGUUGGCUUCCAGUAUGUAUAGAUAAACCUAUAAGGGUCUUGGAAAAACCAACUCAACUGCCGGAGUUAAAUCACGUUCUUAUCUAAACAUGGCACUGAAAAAGAAAUUCGCAAUAACAGUAUUGUUCCUGCAAAUUUUAUUUAUAAUACUUUUUGCUUUUUUCGUGGAAUAUGGACAACAAGUAGAUGCCAAUCAAGAUAAAUAUCCAAAAGAAGAAAGAGUAGAUCCAGAUGCAAAUGAUUUUCACGCUAUAUAUCCAAUGUUUCAACAUGUUAAUGUAGUAAUAUUUGUUGGUGUGGGCUUUUUAUAUACAUUUCUGAAAAAGUACAGUUUUAUGGGAGUUGGAAUGAAUAUGUUGUUAGCUGCUCUAUCUAUACAAUGGUCUAUCUUCACGCACAAUUGUUGGUCAGCAACUGAAGGAAAAAUUCACAUUGACAUUAGGAGCAUCAUAUGGGCUGAAUUUGCUGCUGCAAGUGCAGUUAUAUCACUUGGAGGAAUAUUUGGAAAAGCGAAUCCCUUGCAGAUGGUAGCUUUUACAAUGAUCGAAACAUUUUUAUACACUACAAAUGAAUAUUUUGUUGUCCACCAUAUGAAGGUAACUGAUCUAGGAGGUGCAGUCUCAUUACAUUUAUUCGCUUCAUUAUUUGGCCUUGCAACAGCUUACACAAUGGAUAAAAAAACGAAUGUACAAAAUAAUAUAAAUGAAGCAUCAAGCUACAGCUCAGACAUAUCAUGCAUGCUUGGGACGGUUUUACUUUGGUGUUUUUGGCCAAGUUUCAACGCGGCAUUAUCAGUGGGGGAUGCUCAACACAGAGCUGUUAUGAACACCUUCUUAGCUUUUACAGCCAGCUGUUUGGCCGCUUUUGCAAUGACAUCCUUAAUGGACAAAAAAGCUAAGUUUACCAUGAGCCAUAUACAAAAUGCAACUCUUGCAGGAGGCGUUGCUGUUGGAGCGACAUGUGAACUGAUGAUACAACCAUUUGGAGCUCUACUUAUUGGAUUGUUGGGUGGAAGCUUAUGCGUUAUAGGAUUCCAUUAUAUGGGGCCUUUUCUAAAACGAAUAAAUAUAAUGGACGCUUGUGCAAUUAACAGUUUACAUACAUUACCUGGAUUUUUGGCUGGACUUACGGGUAUUUUUGCUGCAUUAAUAGGAACAGUUGAUAAUUAUGGUCACAGUUUGUAUCGUAUUUAUCCAGCAAUGGCUCCACCAAUCAAUAGCAACGAGCUAGCUGACUUGCAGGCACAGUAUCCUUAUAUACAGGCAGGAGAAUCGCGGACCCCAGCAAAUCAAGCUUGCUUCCAAGCGUAUUAUAUGAUCGAAUGCAUUAUUGCAGGUAUAAUACUUGGAUUGCUAAAUGGUUUGUUUCUACGAAUGAAAAUGUUCGAUCCCCUGGAAGAGAAGCAACUAUAUUUGGAUGAGACUUUUUGGAACAUGCCGGACAAUGAAAACGGAUAUUCACAAACUAAAUCGAACAUUAUUAAUGUGGAACUAAAUGAUUUAAAAAUGUAAAUAACUGAAUACUGUAAAUAAAUUAUUUUUGUUUUUA